This is a messenger RNA of Chiroxiphia lanceolata (lance-tailed manakin), 1207 nucleotides long. It is a transcript of the gene PEX19, whose product is annotated as peroxisomal biogenesis factor 19. Gene Ontology annotation, biological process: protein import into peroxisome membrane. Gene Ontology annotation, cellular component: peroxisomal membrane; peroxisome. The record is from RefSeq and is a predicted model, not a curated record. NCBI's taxonomy places the organism in Eukaryota, Metazoa, Chordata, Aves, Passeriformes, Pipridae. Bases 368 to 1207 code for a protein of 279 amino acids. The transcript has 8 exons.
ACCGCCCCGGUGUGGCCGCGGGACUGGGGCGGGACCCGCCCCGGUGUGGCCACGGCACCGAUCACGGCACCGAUCACGGGACCGAUCACGGGAUCGAUCCGGGACCGCCUGUUCCCGUUCCCCGUUCCCAGUUCCCGUUCCCAGUUCCCGUUCCCAGUUCCCGAUCUCGCUCCCCUUUCCUGUUCCCAUUCCCGUUCCCGUUCCCGCUCCGGGUUUUCCCGCUUCCCCCGUGCUCCGCAGCGCCCCCUGGUGGGGCCGGGGCCGGCAGAGGGAGGCGUGGCCUCCAGGGGGCGUGGUCGGUGUAUGAGGGGGCGUGGCCUCGCCGCGCGGUGCCGCCCCCUGGCGGCGGAGGGCGGAGCGCGCCAAGAUGGCGGCGGAGCCGGAGCCGGGCCCGGGGCCCGACCCGGAGCUGGAGGAGCUGCUGGACAGUGCCCUGGAUGACUUCGAGCGCAGCCGCCCCUCCCCCGCGCCGCCCCCUCCCCCCUCCUCCUCCUCCCUCCCCUCCCCCUCCGCCGCCGACUCGGCCAAGGAGCGCUUUUUCCAGGAGCUCUUCGAGGGGGAGUUGGCCUCGCAGGCGGCGGCCGAGUUCGAGGAGGCCAUGAGGGAGCUCGCCCGGCAGGAGCCGCAGCUCGUCCAGCAGUUCCAGAAGCUCUCGGAGGCGGCGGGGAGAGUCGGCCCCGACGCCGCCUCCCAGCAGGAAUUCACGUCGUGCCUGAAGGAGACGCUGAGCGGGCUGGCCAAGAACGCCACCGACCUGCAGAGCUCGGCGGGCUCGGAGGAGGAGCUGGCCCAGGCGCUGGAGGGGCUGGGGAUGGACGAGGGCUCCGGGGACGGGGGGGUCCUGCCCGUCAUGCGCAGCCUCAUGCAGGCCCUGCUGUCCAAGGACGUGCUCUACCCCUCCCUCAGGGACAUCACCGACAAGUACCCCGAGUGGCUGCGGCAGCACGGGGGGUCGCUGCCCCCGGAGCAGCAGGAGCGGUUCCGGGCCCAGCACUCCCUCAUGUCCCGGCUCUGCGCGGAGCUGGAGCGGGAACAGCCCGGGGAGCCCGAGGGGCAGCGGAGGCAGCGCUUCGAGACCCUCCUGGACCUCAUGCAGCAGCUGCAGGAGCUGGGACACCCCCCCAAGGAGCUGGCGGGGGACACGCCCCCCGGAUGGAACCUGGAGCUGCCGGGGGGGGCGGGGGGGGAGCAGUGCCGCCUCAUGUAG